Neltuma alba is the source of this 2824-nucleotide messenger RNA. RefSeq names its product protein LNK2-like. Lineage: Eukaryota; Viridiplantae; Streptophyta; Magnoliopsida; Fabales; Fabaceae. Gene Ontology annotation, biological process: circadian rhythm; regulation of DNA-templated transcription. The coding region runs from base 293 to 2428 and encodes 711 amino acids. The record is from RefSeq and is a predicted model, not a curated record. The transcript has 9 exons.
UCCUCGUCAAUCCUCUCUCUCUCUCUCUCUCUCUCUGUGUCUCGCAGCUUCUGCAAAUUUUGUAGCCGUUUCACCGUGAAGGACAGGAGCUUAAAGUUUUUGUUCUCUCUGCAUGCUUCUACUUUACCUUUCUUCGCCGCUUUUUCUGACUCCCUCUGUUUCUUCGGCUCAAUUUCAUGGUGUUUUUGGGCUGCUUUUCUCUGUGAUCUUCUGGUGAUUUCGGCGAUGAGUGGACUAAUUCACGGGCUUGUAUUUGAUUCCGGUUUUGGACUUGAGGAUUUCUGUUCUAGUUAUGCAAGAAAUGUUUGAUUGGAACGAAGAAGAGCUUGCCAACAUAAUAUGGGGCGAGGCAGGUGCGAGUGAUGAUCAUAUUGUGCCUUAUCCAGAGGUAACUGCAGAUCUUGGAAACAAGAAAGAAUGGAACCAGGAAGCCAGUAGCAAUAAGCUCUCAGAGCAUAAGAGGCCAGAGGUUAAAAUUGAUGUUCAGCGCAGAAAGCUAGGAAGCACAUCGAAACUUCAUAAUAGUGGAGGACUACCUGCGUCAGGAUAUGACACUAACUCAUGGGCUGACUUGUCUUUAUCCAGUGCAGCUAAGACUGAUCAGGGUUCCCUGGGUACCGAAGUAUCUAAAACUUUUAGUGAAAUUAGACAACUCAAUUCAUCAAGAGGUGAAGAGACCGCUCAACUUGGAAAGGAUGUUGGAGUUUUCCAAAUUGCAAAUGAAGGUAAAGAACAAGGUGACUUUGGUGACUAUGGGUGGGGAAACAUAGGAAGCUUUGAUGACCUCGAGCGAAUUUUCAGCAAUGACGAUUCUAUUUUUGGCAAUGUAAGUCUUGAUAAUACUGGUGAACUGUGGUCUUCAAAAGAUGUGAGUAACAGCACAGCACCUAUAUCCUUGGAUACUCCCGGUACAGCAGGUGCUUUAAGGAACAGAUCUGAGCCUUUGGAAAUUAAAGCAGAUUACGUUCAAUGUAAUGACAAAUUAUUUGCCCUCAGCUAUGACAAGAUUGGUGGUUCCGCAUGCCAUGAUACACAAAAUGUGCAUGCUAUCACAACUGAUGUGACUUACGGUGGAGAGAGAAGCAAGCCUGCUAGAAAGGAGCAUCAGGAUAUUGUUGGUAGAAUCCCUUCUUCAACAUCUGGUGUCAAAAAUGUAGCAAAUGCCAAUGAACUUGCUGAUAAGGAAUGUGGGCAAAAUAAUCUGCUGAAAGUUCAGAAAAAACCACAGGGAAAACAAGAGGCUAGAAGAUUGCAGAAUUCCUAUGGUAGUUGGUCUCCUUCAACAAACCUGUCAAAACAAUUUGAGAAUCAACCAACACCUUCUGCCAUACAAUCUUCUCACCCUUCGGUUCCUGGAAAACAGAAGCAGAUCCAAGGAGCUGAGGCCUUUUAUCAGAACAUCAUGAAUCCAUAUCUAGUAUCUGCUGUGUAUGGAAACCCAGCCAAUGCAUAUCCAGCUAUCCCAAUGCUAUCUCAGACUCAGGCAGAUCUUGGGCAUCAACCUCUACUUUCUGGAUAUGAAGUUUCUAGUAAUUUAGUGAAUCCUGUGAAGAAGACUGGGGACUCAGUCAAAAGUCUGACCAUGACUCCUCAGGAAAAAAUUGAAAAAUUGAGGAGGCGGCAACAAAUGCAGGCAAUGCUUGCAAUUCAGAAACAGCAGCAGCAAUUGGGCAAUCAAGUUCCUAGCACUAAUAAAUUUAUUGGUCAAACAUAUCUUCAAGAAAUGCAAAAUCGUUCCUCAGAUGGGACUGAUCCUGAAGUUGAAGAUCAAAGCACUUUUCCUGCCCUGGAUCCACCUAUUGAACAAGAUGACUCCCAUACAGUCUCUGGAGCUAUUGAUGAUUGUUUUGUUGAAGAAACAAUACUGUACAAGCUUCAGGACAUUAUAUCAAAGUUGGACAUCAAAAUAAGACUCUGCUUCAGAGAUAGCUUGUUCCGCUUGGCACAAAGUGCAAUGGAUAGGAAUCCUGCUAGUGAUAGUAGCGGUGCGAACAAAAAUAGCAGGGAAGAACAUGACGCACUUCAAAGAGAAGAAGUCAAUUGCCAAUACAGGUAUGCCAAGACGCCCCAUGCUGAAACAGAGACAAACCCCAUUGAUCGAACUGUGGCUCAUCUGCUCUUUCAUAGGCCUCUGGAGUUAAAUGGAAAUUAUGCUGAUAAACUUGACUCACCUAUCUCUGCUAGGACGCAAAAUAAAAGCCUUGCUGCCAACCAGCCAAAUUUGACUGUGAAGUGCUUGCCAGAUGAAAAUAUGAAAAGUAACAAACAAUUUUCUGACCAAGGGCUUAAGAAUUCUUGUUCAUUGAUUGAGGCACAUUCCCAACCAAUAGAUCAAUUUCGAACCAGUCCUUGCAUAGACACUUCAGAGAAUGCUUCUAACAAUGGGCCGGCAGAUGUUGGAGCUCAGGAGAUUGAAACGUCUCAAUGAAGAGAAAAGUUAUCUAGAAAUCUGAGGGCUGUCUGGAUUCUAGUCGAGCCCAAGUGCUUAGGCCUAUCUUCACAGAUUCCCGAGCAUCAGCUGCGUAAUUUGUGUACUCUUAGGGCUUAUAUAAUACUUCAACCAUAAAGCAUGACUAUUAGUGUGGACCUCCCAGUGCCUAAACACACUAAAGGUGUUGAGCGCUGAGAAGUUGUUUCUGUCAGAACUAGCUAGAUAUGUGUAUGGAGUACCAAAACCACCCAAAUCUCAUGUUAUGGCUGGCAUAUUAUGGGAGUUUUAAUUAUGAAUAUUUGGCAGACAGUUGCCUCUCAUCAUUGAAUCAAUAUCUAUUUGUCAAUAGUUGAGAUUGAGUCUCCUUGUUAGCCUGUAGAUUUUGGUUUCUAC